Ogataea haglerorum is the source of this 1647-nucleotide messenger RNA. RefSeq lists its product as uncharacterized. Gene Ontology annotation, cellular component: nucleus. The coding region runs from base 1 to 1647 and encodes 548 amino acids. Lineage: Eukaryota; Fungi; Ascomycota; Pichiomycetes; Pichiales; Pichiaceae. The record is from RefSeq and is a predicted model, not a curated record. The transcript has a single exon. Gene Ontology annotation, biological process: base-excision repair. Gene Ontology annotation, molecular function: zinc ion binding; double-stranded DNA 3'-5' DNA exonuclease activity; DNA-(apurinic or apyrimidinic site) endonuclease activity.
AUGGCAGGGGACGGCCGAAUACCGCCGAAGCUCACGCCGACGACGCUGCGCCUUGUCACGUUCAACGUCAAUGGCAUCAAGACGCUCAAAAACUAUUUUCCCUGGACGCUUGUGUCGAACUACUCUCAGAUGCUGAACAUGAUGAACGUCGACGUAAUCACGCUCCAGGAGCUCAAGGUGCAGCGGCCGGACGUCGAUCUGAGCAUUGCGGAUGUUGACGGCUACCGCAGCUUCAUCAGCGUGCCCAUCUCGAAGAAGGGGUACUCGGGGGUGGCCGUUUACGUGCGACGGCCGCGUGACGACGAGCCCGAGAUCGUGAAAAAGUGCCUCACGGUGGUCCGUGUCGAGGAGGGCAUCACAGGCGUCUUGCCGCACCGGAAAAAAACCGUCUCGUUCAAAGAGGCGUACAACGACCCUGCCCUUCGGCACACGUGCGUUGGUGGCUAUCCCGACCACAAAAACAUGCACGACAAGUUCCGCAAGCUCGAUAGCGAGGGCAGGUGUGUGAUUAUCGAGCUCAACUUCAACAUCGUCGUGAUCAGCGUCUACUGUCCGGCCAACAGUCUUGGCACCGACGAGGGAGAGGGGUUCCGGUUGCUGUUUCUGCGGUGUCUUUUUGAGCGGGCGCGCAAUCUGCGUGCUAUGGGCAGAAAAGUGGUCGUCAUGGGCGACAUCAACGUGUGCGUCGAUCUCAUCGACAGCGACGAUACCGUCAAGCAGGGCUUCAAGGAGCGCCGAUUGGUGAAAGCGCAAGACUUCCGCGACUUUGAGACGCUCAACGCGGAGCAGGUGCUGGCUUUCAAGCACUCUGCUCCCCAUCGCGAGCUCGUGAACGAGUACGUCAAGGACACCACAGGGAUGCGGCCGGACACCGGCACGCACAUUCUGCACGACGUCGUGCGCGAGAAGCAGGGCCGCCGGCUCAAGAUGUACACAGUCUGGAGCACGUUCAAGAGCAACCGGCCGCUCAACGUUGGCUCCCGCAUCGAUCUGAUCCUUGCUACGUCGCACCUCGCGCCGCUGGUCAGUCAGGCCGACAUCUGGCCGUUUCUGCACGGAUCCGACCACUGUCCGGUUCAUGCCGACUUUGAGCUGGCGGGCCUCGAGUUUUCGCCGGACGAAGACCGCUCGGCAGAGUGCGCGGCCAAAUCCAACUGGUUUGAGGCCAAGAACUUCUACGGGCUGCAUACCAGAGGCAGUAUCGAUAAGUUCUUCCGCAAGAGGGCGCCGAGCCCUCAGGAGACGGCAGACGAUGGACGAGAGGACGGUAGUGACAGCGCAACGCCCGGCUAUAGCUCCCGCAAACGGGCGCGCAGGGACCGGCCGGACCAGCUCUCUAUUUCAGACUUUUUCUUCAAGUCUGGCUCGUCUCCGCAGCCUGCCGAAGACAACAGGGCAAAAUCGAAAUUCUCCGCUCGCGACUUCACCGCAAUGCUUGGCCAGUCCGGCGCGUCCGCUCCUCGGUGCCGCCAUAGCGAGCCGUGCGCGCUGCGAACGGUCAAGACGGAGAAAAAUAAGGGAAAAAAGUUUUGGUGCUGUCCGCGCGCAACGCGCACAGUGUCGUGGCUGGCAGAGCCGCCACAGGGGACGGAGCCAGACGCCCCAGACGAGUACAACUGCGGGUUCUUCAAAUGGGCAAGCAAGUGA